AUGCCGCCGGAGCUGCAGAUGUUACACACGAGCACAUCGAUGCAGCACCUGCAGGUGCACCACGCGAUGCACCCGCACGUGCACCACCACGCGCACGUGCAGCAUGGACACGUGCAGCAUAUGCAGCAUGGACACGUGCAGCACGGGCACGUGCCGCACAUGCAGAUGCCGCACGCCGCGACACUGGGUCAGCUGUGCCACAGACACAACACACUGUACCGCGCGCCCUAG
Messenger RNA from Danaus chrysippus (African queen), 231 nucleotides. Lineage: Eukaryota; Metazoa; Arthropoda; Insecta; Lepidoptera; Nymphalidae. The record is from the annotation of a GenBank genome assembly.